UAUACACAACCAGCAGAAGUGACUCGUGUUGGUGCAUUUACACAUGAAAACCAGCUUGGAUUUCAAAUGGACAGAAACACAGGAGAAAUUAAAGACCUUGUCGGUGCUGCUUGUCCUUUGUACAACUUAAGUACUUUACUUGCAGAUAAUCAUGCACAGACCAUCAGUGAUCAAACAUGGGCCCAGUCUGCACCCACAGGUUGGCAUUUUCCAGUGGGACUAGGGCUGUCAGAGGUGACGAACUCUUCCUUAGCACAGUUUCCUAGCAUGAGCUACUACCCUACAGUUCAAGAGAGCAACUGUUUUGAAGUGAUGUGGAGGGUGUGGGAGGACCUGAGUGAAAAUGAUGACGCUACCUUUGCAGACCCAGGCUCCAAGUUCUACUUCACUGUAAUGUCCUACAACAUCCUGGCCCAGGACCUGUUAGAGGCUAACUCAAGGUUGUAUGCACACUGCUCAGAGGAUGUGCUGGCAUGGGAAUACCGCUUUCAAACCUUCCUAAGAGAGCUUCAGACCUGGGAGCCUGAUAUUAUUUGUCUUCAAGAAGUCCAAGAGAAUCACUACCUGGAGCAAAUGCAACCAGCCCUGACUGAGAUGGGCUAUUACUGUGUUUACAAGCGCCGCACUGGCACAAAAACAGACGGCUGUGCGGUGUGUUACAACACCCAGCUCUUCACACAGCUGUCGGUCAGCCUGCUCGAGUUCCAGCGCAAUGACUGUGAACUGCUGGACCGGGACAACGUGGGCAUCGUGCUCCUCCUUCAACCAACUGCAGCACGCAGUGAAGGCCUGACAUUCAGACCCAUCUGUGUAGCCAACACACACCUGCUGUUCAACCCCAGGAGAGGAGAUGUGAAACUGGCUCAGCUCGCUAUAGUGCUGGCUGAAAUUGACAAAGUAACCAAGCAGUGUAAGGUCAAAGGGCACGACUGUGAGGUCAUUCUGUGUGGGGACUUAAACUCCACACCCAACAUGCCUCUGUACGAGCUGAUCAGCACUGGCUGGCUCUACUACCACGGGAUGCCAGCAUGGAUGGUCUCUGGUCAGGAAGACCUGUCCUACAAAACCUAUCACAGGAGGCUGUAUGCGCCAUUGUGGCCCAGCAGCCUGGGCAUCAACGAUAACUGUCAGUACUCUAAUGUCUCUGAGCCUCAUGUCAAAGAAUCAGGGAAACUACAGUACAAUCAUGAUUUCCUGCGGCAGCUGCGUUAUUGCCCGGCAGCUUGUGUGCGUCCUGCUGACUUAGAGCUCAUACCAGGUGUCACCGACAAUAUCCCAAUGCCUGAUGAGAUGCAGCAGUUUGCUCCAAGAAGGUUUAGAAACACUAUAUAUCACAGCUUAAACUUAAGCUCAGUGUACAACCAGAACAUAACAGGAACCACACUCGACGCAGUCACCACACUGCACUCAGACGGAGCCGCCAUGGUCGACUACAUCUUCUUCUCCAGACGAGUUCCGAACGGGGAAAAGGGUCUGAAGUUACUUGGUCGACUUGCUCUGCUGUCCGAGGCAGACCUAUGGUCACAGAAUGGACUUCCAAAUCAAGCUUUUCCAUCUGACCACCUCAGUCUUAUGGCCAAGUUUCAGCUCAGCUGAGUAUUCAAAGCUCAAGCCAGGACAGUGAAUUAGGGGGUUUAAGUUUGCCCUGUAACUAAUGGAAUGCACUGUGGUACAGCUAUUUCUGACUU
Trichomycterus rosablanca is the source of this 1688-nucleotide messenger RNA. RefSeq names its product protein angel homolog 1-like. NCBI's taxonomy places the organism in Eukaryota, Metazoa, Chordata, Actinopteri, Siluriformes, Trichomycteridae. Bases 67 to 1596 code for a protein of 509 amino acids. Gene Ontology annotation, molecular function: 3'-5'-RNA exonuclease activity. The record is from RefSeq and is a predicted model, not a curated record. The transcript is spliced from 9 exons.